This is a messenger RNA of Rhinocladiella mackenziei CBS 650.93, 1029 nucleotides long. RefSeq lists its product as uncharacterized. The transcript has 2 exons. Bases 1 to 1029 code for a protein of 342 amino acids. The record is from RefSeq and is a predicted model, not a curated record. Gene Ontology annotation, biological process: transmembrane transport. Gene Ontology annotation, molecular function: transmembrane transporter activity. NCBI's taxonomy places the organism in Eukaryota, Fungi, Ascomycota, Eurotiomycetes, Chaetothyriales, Herpotrichiellaceae.
AUGUGUAUAGCUGCCUGGCAACCAACCUGGGGCAAGAUACUUAAAUAUUUUCCUCUGAACACCGUCUUCGUUAGCAGCGUCGUUGGCUUCAACAUCGGAUGCGUCAUCUGCGCCGUUGCACAGAAUUCUGAAACGCUGAUUGCCGGUCGAGCUGUCCAAGGGGCCCUUGGAGCCAGGUUACCGCCUGGGAUUUACACAAUCACUGCAUUUGUGACGCCUCCCGAGCAAAAGCCCUUGUAUAUGGGGGCACUGGCGGCUGUUUUUGGAAUCGCCAGCGUAUUGGGACCUAUCCUUGGAGGUGUUUUGACAGAUCACGCGACCUGGCGCUUGGCCUCCGGCGGCGGCGGCCCCUCCAAAGGUGACGCUCAAGGAAAAAUUUCUCCAAAUGGACCUGCAGGGCACUUUCGUCAUUAUGGGCGCGCGGUCAUUUGUUAUCUCCUAGCGAUGCAAGACGGAGGCGUUAUUCGAGCGUGGAGCUCUGCUCGAAUAAUCGGCUUACUUAUCGGCAUUGGACUGUUGUCACUCUUGUUUGUCGUUAUUCAAUACGUCUCGGGCGACCGCGCUGUUUUCAGAGGUCGAGAGGUCAAGAAUCGCACACUUAUGGUGAUGUGUCUAAUCUCCUUUUUCAUGACUGCAGGCUUUCGACUUCUGCUGUACUACCUUCCGAUCUAUUUCCAAUCGACCAGGGAUGUGUCGGCCGCCACGUCGGUCAUCAAUAUACUUCCCCUCGGUCUCACAACAUCAUUCUUUGCAAUAGCAUGUGGAGUCAUCAUGAAAGUGUGGGGUCGAUAUGUGCCUGUCCUGUUGAUCGGUUCCCUUCCCUUGACGGUCGGGGCUGGCCUUCUCUAUACACUGGAUAUUGACACCAGCACUGGAAAAUUGGUUGGCUUUCAACUGCUGGCUGGAACGGGUAUUGGACUUGUGUUCCAAAUACCGGUGAUGGUGGCGCAAAGCAUCGUGGAAGCAGCCGACAUGUCGACGGUCACAGCCAUCAUCAUGUGGUGCCAAACGGUUGGAGCGGCCAUCUGA